ACAUCAUGAGCAAAGCUCACCCUCCCAAGUUGAAGAAAUUUAUGGACAAGAAGUUAUCAUUGAAAUUAAAUGGUGGCAGACUUGUCCAAGGAAUAUUAAGGGCAUUUGAUCUCUUUAUGAAUCUUGUGAUAGAUGAAUGUGUGGAGAUAGCAACUAGUGGGCAACAGAACAAUACUGGAAUGGUGGUAAUACGAGGAAAUAGUACCAUCAUGUUAGAAGCCUUGGAACGAAUUAUGAACAACAGUUGUCUUCAACAGAGAAAUCAACUGCUUCCACAUGUCCCCUCUCCACAUUUUACUACGAUGAAAACUGGGUCGUGUACAUUUUCUUACUGA
Molecule: messenger RNA, 335 nt
Organism: Mesoplodon densirostris (Blainville's beaked whale)
Lineage: Eukaryota; Metazoa; Chordata; Mammalia; Artiodactyla; Ziphiidae
Product: small nuclear ribonucleoprotein G-like
Exons: 1
Coding region: 6-335 (109 amino acids)
Biological process (GO): spliceosomal snRNP assembly; mRNA splicing, via spliceosome
Cellular component (GO): U2 snRNP; U12-type spliceosomal complex; catalytic step 2 spliceosome
Molecular function (GO): RNA binding
Source: RefSeq, a predicted model, not a curated record